AUGUAUUCUUUCAGAUGGGUUCUGAUUUUUGGGUGCCUUUGUUUUAAAGUGAUUCAAACUGAAGCCUCACAGUGGACAGUUAAGGUGCCGUCCACAGUUAAAGGUCUCCCUGGAUCCUGUGUCGUGAUCCCCUGCUCAUUCAACUACCCAGGUACAUAUGACAGGAGCCCUGUAUUCACUGGGAUAUGGCACAAGGUGUCAGAUCAGGUCAUCUAUCACUCUGACAAGUCAAAGGUGAUGCAGCAAUAUCGGGGUCGAACAGAGCUGCUGGGAGACGUCAGGCAGAAGAACUGCACGCUGAAGAUCGAUCCCCUUCAACACGGUGACCAAGGGCCUUUUUAUUUCCGGAUCGAAAUGACGGACGUAAGGUAUUCCUACAAAGAAAAUCCAGUCUCCAUUUCAAUGAUUACUGAACUCAAUACCAUCCAUUUCUCUAUGGAAGACAAAAUAGUGGAGGGUCAAAAUGUGUCUGCGUCCUGCUCUGUGCCUCACUACUGCCCCACCUCUCCUCCUGUCUUCACCUGGAAUCACCCCGGACAGGAACAUAUUCAAUCCCAGCAGCUUGACGACAGCCAGUGGAAAGCGACAUCUACUCUGACCUUUCAGCCUUCUAUCACUGAUAACAACACGCCGUUACAGUGCACCGCAACGUACAAGGGAGGACAGCACCACCAAGCAUCCAGGGUCCUCAAAGUCCAAUACGCACCAGUGAAUGUGAAAGUGCAGCACAAGUCAGAUGUAAAGGAGGGAGAGGAUGUGCGGCUGAGAUGCUCCAGUGAUGCUAACCCUCCUGCUAGCAGCUAUCAGUGGCACAGUCAAACUGGUGCUCUGCUGCAUAAAGGAAACAGCUACACGCUGCUGAAUGUCUCCAGAAACACAGCAACUCUGUACUGUACUGCCAUAAAUAGAGUGGGGCAAGGCAAAUCCAACCCUGUGGGGCUCAAUGUGUUAUAUGCCCCUGAGAUUAAGAUAGCGUCUUCCUGCUCCUCAGAGGCCGAUAUGAUGAAGUGUGUGUGCAUUGCAGAGUCCAAGCCUCCCUGCAUGGUCCAGUUUGUGCUUUCAGACAGAGUCCUGCCAAGCACCAUUGUUGAGCAGCACGGCUCUGCUACCAUCGGGACCCUGCAGGCAGAGUUUGGAUCCUCUCAGGUCAUCUGUCUGGCAACCAACACGCUGGGCAACUCCAACCUCACACUCUCUUUACCUGUUAACAGUAAGAUGCAGACUCUUGCUAUUAUCAUCGCUUCUGGAGCAGGCGGGAUUUUGGUGAUGCUUUUAAUAACAAUUAUCAUUGUUAAAAAAUGCAGGGGGAGAUCUGAGGAUGCACCAACACCUCACAUGAGCACCACGAAGGCAGACAAAGAUGUGGCACUCCCUCAUUAUACUGCAACCAAGAGGAAAGAGAGGAGCUUUGAAGACGUGCACUGCUCUGACAUUUAUGCCAAUGAUCCUGUUUAUGGCAACAUGGAGACUGACUGGGAUGACGCAAUAUACGCCAAUUGCUGAGUUCAAAGGAGGAACAGCUGCAGUCUCUCUGUGUGUUGUGGGUCAAGAAAGAUGUAAAAAAAAUAUUCAUAUGUUACCUUCUGUAUAUAAGUGCUAUUUAUCUGCCUCCUUUAAUUCACAUAUAUUUUUUGAAAAAAGUUUUUUACCUCCCAAAAAUAACUUUCAGUAUUUGCUUUCUCAUCCAGAACUUUUCUCUGACUACCUAUGUGUUGGGAAAAAUCUCCAUUAAACUGCCUUUUUUGUACUUGCUAAUAUUUUUUAUGACUGUUAUUUUCUAUGCAAUCCAUUUCUCAGUAAGAUCACAUUCUGCGCAAGUUACACCUUUUGAAUUUCCUCUUUAGCAGGCAUGAUUGCUUUAUCAUAGUGACAGAUAAGAACAGAGCUGUCAA
Centropristis striata (black sea bass) is the source of this 1892-nucleotide messenger RNA. Its product is annotated as myelin-associated glycoprotein-like. The record is from RefSeq and is a predicted model, not a curated record. The coding region runs from base 1 to 1503 and encodes 500 amino acids. The transcript has 9 exons. NCBI's taxonomy places the organism in Eukaryota, Metazoa, Chordata, Actinopteri, Perciformes, Serranidae.